Molecule: messenger RNA, 4575 nt
Organism: Amoebophrya sp. A120
Lineage: Eukaryota; Dinophyceae; Syndiniales; Amoebophryaceae
Source: the annotation of a GenBank genome assembly
GCCCACUUCUACAAAGAAUUGAAACGAUAAGUGUCACGCAACGUUGUACCAGUUGACAUCGAAUAAGUUGGAGCUGCAAAUCAAAAUUUUCGUCUCGUAUCGUUAAAGAUUUGCUUUUCACAACUAAUUAGUAGUGCCUCAAUCAAAGAAGCAAAAGUAUAAGUUGGUUGAUAAUACUAGAACUCAAAAGAUUUAUCUGUAUUGGUCGCUCUUUUUUUGAAAAGAUCUAUCAGCGCCCUCUCUCUAAAUUUACCAUGUACAACAACUGGUGGUCGAGAUCGUGCUGUUCCUGCAUCGUCUAGCCAAGGACGCCAAAGCCGGUUGGCGUGAAGCUGAAGACCACUGCAUGAAUCAAGCUCGUCAUUGAUUCGUCGAGUCCCUCGAAAAAGAAAUCACUAUGAACCGCCGGGCGCAGGCCAAGCAGCGGGUGGAGGCCAAGACGAAAACAACCGCUUCCACCUCGCCCGAGAAACUACCCGCUAGUGCUGGCGGUCAAGAACCACCUCCUGCGGCCGAAGCUGCACAGCUCUCUUCAGCUGCCCCAGCCGAGGACAAUAAACCUCCAGGAGAUGACACCACCGGGGAAGGGGCUCCAACCGCGCCCGCGGAAGAGGUGGACCAGCACGUGAAAAUACCUGCCGAUGGUCCAACCACUGCAGCUGCAUCAACAGGCGAUGAAAAGGUCCAGUCCGCGGAGCAGGGGAAACUACACGAAGAUUCCGCCUUACCGGGAGAUCAACCUCCUGAGGAAAACAACAACGCCGAAGAUGAUGAAGAUCAGUCGCCCGUCGAGAAGCUGGACACCCGGCAGCAAUUCCGGGCGAAAUUUAAAACCCGCGAAGAAUUCAUUGAAGCGCGGAACCGGCAGCGGCAGGAGGCGAAGCUGUCCAAAAUCACCGAGGACGGAGAGCUGGUUCCCUGGCGCACCGCCACGCCCGAGCGGAUCGGGCGGGCGAGUCAGGCGAUCGGCCUGCAGUUGUACUUCAUGUUCUUAAAAGGCAGCGUAUCCACAGUAAAUUUCCCGUAAACGUACAACUACAAAUGCGAUUUCUGCAUGACAAAACUUGCCGUCAAUCCUAUUCAGCAUGACAAGCGACACACUCUGCUACAUUGGCGAAAUUUGUCAUGCAUUUUGUACCUGUUGUACAGGAAGUUUGUAUUGUAUACAUCGCUAAGUGGCUCGCGAUCUGGGUGUUGCUGGUUUCCCCGAUUCUGUACAUCGCGAUGCAAGACGAUUCCCCGGACGACGAAACACUGGAGGUGGGCGGACUGGCACUGUUUUCCCUCGCGAGCUUCGGCGAGCAGUCCGACAAGACGAAGUCCGGCGGGACAAGGCGCGUCACGAUUUUCGGCACGCAAUACCGCAUGGCCGACGUCACACCGGUGCUGUCCUGGCUGGCGGCCGCCGGAGCGUUCUUCUACUUCAUUUUCUGCGUCUAUUUCGAAAAGCGGGUGGUGGCUUCCGCGGAGGAGGAGCUCGAUAAGCAGGCGGUAACGCCCGGGGAUUUUACGGUCAUGGUGGAUUUCAUUCCCUACGAGCUCUUUGAAAACGGCCGGACCGCGGACGCCGGUUUUUCCCAGGUCGCGCCGGAAUACAGUCUAGGGGCAGGAGGAGACGAAAUCACCGAGGGAGAUAAUGUAGUACGCGAAGACGCCGGUGGUCAUCAAGGUCAUCCAGCAAAAAAUCUGAAGAGGCGCUCGUUUACGCGAGAACGGUGGGCGACGUUCCAGUUCGGAGCGGGAAUCGGAAAGGGAAUCAACAGCAAUGCAAAGGGAGCAGAUGCAGGACCUGGCGCAACGAAGAAGAAGUACUCUCCAACGGACCAAGACGAGCAGCAAGAUGGACAACCAGACAAAGGCUCACCGCACCAGGCAGCGAACAAAGACUCCGCUCCGGCCGGAAGUUUCGAGUUUGCUGGUACUACGAAGCAGGACACGAAGUUGACUACAGCGAGCACGAACGGAGGUAAGGAGUCGAACGUGGACGUCGCCAGCAUGGCCGCGAACAUGAGCGGAGAUGCAGAACAAGAAGUAACUACACCCCCGGAGGACCAGCAGACGGAUGAAAAGGAAAACAACAAGCUGAACAGCUCUAUACGCACGUCGAUUUCCUCCCUAGACAGCGACAUCGACAUCUAUUUCUUGAAAAUUAACCAUCCCCAUUCAAUUUGUCAUGCAAAACACGCACACAGUCCUUUGUUUGUCAUGCACAAAAUGGAUGGGGAUGGUUAAUUUUCACUGAAUAACAUCGUCCCGCCGCCCACCAACCCCUUCCACCGCGAGAGGUACGCGCUCGAGUUGAAGGCGCAUUUUGAAAACCUCCUCGUGCAAGAAAGGAGAAAGCGGCAGGAGGAGGGGUUUUUCACCCCACCGUUGGACCUUGGUCCGCCCACGGUUUGCGAUGUGAGCCUGGCCCGGGACUGGAACGGGUCGCUGCUGCAGUGCAAACUGCAGGCGGAGCUGGAGCAACAGAUCCGGGACGCCGAGCAGGACGGGAUUCUGUCGGAGAAAAAGAUCGAGAAGUUGCGGAAAAAGCUGAAAAAGAUGAACGCGAAGCAGAAGGAGUCCGGCGCACACAAAAUUCACCCGAACACACGCUACGUCAUGCGGGCGUACGUGACGUUCCAGCUGUCCUACGAUAAGGAGCUGUGCGAGUACCUCUACGCGAAGUCUAUGAAUCACUUCUGGCGUUUAGUUCUCCAAGCGAACGAAAAGCGGUUUUACACAAGGCCGCUGCGGGUUCUUCCUGCCCCGGAGCCGACCAACAUUCUGUGGGAAAACCAGGACCUGAUGCUGAAGGAGUACUUGCUGAAGAAAAUGGCGGUUUUUCUCCUCACGAUCUUCAUCCUUGGUGCCUGCGCGGUCGGGGUGUUGCAAACCAAAGUCGCCGCCGACAACAUGGCGGAGGACAGUUCUUCCGACGUCUGCGCUGACCCGGUCAUGAUGAACACGGCGCCAACGGGGAGUACCGAAGAACCCCAAACCAUCCCGUUUUCGGAACAGGUCGCCCGGGAAUUUCUCACCAACGUGACCACUCUCCACGCCUCCGGUUCGGGAUCCCAGUACGGCCCGGGCUUCACCGCGUGCCAGUGCGACAGCAUGGGAUUGGGCACGUUGGUGCAGGACAGUGAACUGCGGGAUGCGUGUGAGACGUACUUCUACGACACGAUUGCAGUGAUUCUGCUGGGUGUCGCGAUGUCCUUGGUGGUUGUCGUGUUGAACAUCGUGUUAAAGAACAUCCUGCUCGGGAUCACCUCCUGGGAGCGACCGGCGACAAUUUCACUGCUGGAAAAGGGGUGCGUGACGAAGGUCUUCCUGGCGCAGUUCGUCAACACGGCGUUAAUUAUCAUCCUGUUGAACGCCAAGCCGUUUCGGGACGUGUCGAUGAACCUGACGAAGGGUGAUUACAACGACUAUUCGCACCGGUGGUACGCCACCGUCGGCGCCGCGAUUGCGUUGACUCUCGCGAUCAACGUGUUUUCCCCGCACGGCAUCGACGUGGCGAAAUCGGGGCUGCAAAGGCUGAAGAUCUCCUGUUUGGCGAACUGCUGCGCCCGGUCGGAGCAGGAUCUGCAGGGUAUCUUCAAGCCCCCGGCGUUUGAGUACAGCGCACGGUGUGGUGCGGUGUUGAACACGCUGUUUACGACUUUGCUCUUCGCUCCCGGAAUGCCAUUGAUCUUGCUCUUCGCGCUGGGAAAUUUUCUCCUCUGCUAUCUCGCCGAUAAGUUCCUGGUUUUAUCCUUCUGCAAGCGGCCCCCCAGCUACGACGAAAAGGUGAUCAAGACCAUGAUUAGCUGGCUCCCCUACGCGUUUCUACUCCACGCGGUGAUGGGGGUCUGGAUGCUGGGGAACCAGGAAGUGUUUCCGUCGGAUCGCGUUUCCGUGUUUGAGUCGACCAGCGGCAGCGUGUUCAGCGUGUUCGUGAAGGACGUGCUGGGGGUCACUUUGAACGGAGGUGGUGUUGCUACAACUACGUCGGACGACGGUGGCAGUGCAACAUCAAGCGGAUCUUCAUCUAGUACCUCAGACACAACAUCAACCGCAGCACAAGAGGAGGACGUGUACACCGCAAGCACUUUGUUCUCCACCUUUAUCGACCGCGGGACCAGACGAGCGGGGUUGCCGUUCCUCUGCCUCUUUUUGUUGAUCUUCUACUACUUCGUCUUCUCUUUCGUGAAUUUGCUGCUGCGCAAUCUCCUCGGGAUCUUCUGCAACGCGUUCGCAGAGGCGAUGUUCAAACCCUCCGGCCACGGGGCGGAGUCAAAGGUGUCCCGCACGGGUUUCGCGGAAGAUGAGACCACCUUCAUGGAGCAGGUGGAAUUGUGGCGGAAGGCGAAAAUCUGCCCGGGGUACCAGCUGAAAGACCACCCGGAGUGGGAAAGUUUGUUGAAGGGAUUCGUGGAGGACGCGAGCUUGUUUGAUAAAGGAAAAGGAAGAAAAGUUUUGGAUGAGGAGGGAUUGGAAAAGGAUAUUGAGGUGGCGACACUGGAAACGGCAGACUUUUUUGAGGACGAUGAGGAAAUCUAUGAAGAUUUUUACUCCUCCGAAGACUUGACGUCGAUUGAUGACGAAUAA